AUGUCGUGUAUGCAGGGAAACAUCAUCCGCGUGGUGUGCUGUCUGUUCACGGCGACGAUCGCCUUCUUCGUCCCCUUCUUCGGCCUCAUCUCGGGCCUCAUCGGCGCCCUGGGCUCGUCGUUCCUGGCCUUCAUCCUUCCAGUGAUCUUCCACUUGAAGCUGUUCCAUCGCACCUUGUCCUGGUGGGUGAUCGCCAAGGACGUAAUCAUCCUCCUCUUCGGCUCCGCGGCGCUCAUCGUCGGCACCAUCUUCGCCGUGCGCGACAUCAUCAAUGCCCUCAUCUAA
This is a messenger RNA of Acanthamoeba castellanii str. Neff, 285 nucleotides long. RefSeq lists its product as uncharacterized. The coding region runs from base 1 to 285 and encodes 94 amino acids. Lineage: Eukaryota; Discosea; Longamoebia; Acanthamoebidae. The record is from RefSeq and is a predicted model, not a curated record. The transcript is spliced from 2 exons.